GUGGAAACACGCUUUUAUUUUGAAGGGGGUAUCCCCCGUCUUCCGGUGUUGUUGUAGCUAGCUUCGAGCAGCUGAUGUUUACGCAACGGGCCCACCGGAGACCUGCUGGCAGAUCACGUGUCAACCCAUGAGGGGAAAGUUCCUGAUCGUUUCAAUGGAAACACACUGAAAGGUCUGCUGUGUAGAUCCUCAGAAAUUUCCCAUCAUGCAGUUGGAAGCUCAGCUGCGUCUUUGUCAGAGUUGUCUUUGGUGCUGCAAGAGCGGGCUGCGUCUGCUCUCCCAGAGCUAUGCACACAGAAAAGCUGUGAAUCACUACGAACUCCUGGGAGUCAAAUCUGAUGCCUCCUUGGAGGAAAUUAAAAAUGCAUUUUUUGACAGAUCCAAGAAGCUGCACCCAGAUAGCGACCCAUCGAACCCAGCGCUGCACAGCCAGUUCGUGGAGCUGAACGAGGCCUACCGAGUGCUGUGCAAAGAGCCGAGCAGGAAGGAGUACGACUUCAAAAUCAGACAUCAAUACAGCGGGGGCCAGGCCUUCAGAUCUACCUCAAGUCACACCAGCUACAGAGCCAGUACGCAUACCCAGGAUAACCGUCGUUACUGGGAGCAGUUUAGUCAGUCACAAACGCAGGAGACGACGGCGGAGGAGUGGCAGAGGAAGAGGAAGAGGAACGCCCGCCUGGUGGGCUACUGCUUCCUCACUAUGGCGCUCAGCAUCGGAGCCCACAUAGUCUUCUUCAGGAAACUUGAAGAAGUUCACAAUAACUUCAUGGACGAGAAAGAUCGAACCAUCACAGAAAUUUACAAUGAAUCCAAAGAGAGGGCCAGGCUCAACGGUUUUAAGAAACAGACAGAAAUCCUGCGGCAGAAACAUGCUGAGUUUCUGGAGAAAUACCACAUCCGCAAUGACGGAGAGGACAAAUAGGAGAGUCUCCAACUGUGCUCUGUGAUGAUGGAGUUUGAGCUGCCAGCAGGUGGAAGAAGGCGGCAGACUGGACGUGGUGCUUGUUUUAGGAUUUUAAAGGUUUUCUUUUUUUAUUUAAACAAAACAUGUUGAUGUGUUUGUCCUCAGUUGUGAUGCUGAGGACUUGAAGACACACAGAACAUGGGUGUGAUGAUGAUGAAGUUGAGCUGCACAUCAGACUGGACCAGCCUGUUGAACCAUUAUAUAGAAUAUUUGAAAUUACAUGAACGGGCGAAAGGAUCCAGCUACAGUAUGCACACACUCAUGUCCAAAGGAGCCAUAAUGAACACUGUUUAAACUGCCUCUAAUGACCUCACUGUAACGUGGUAUUUAUUGUCUGCAGCCUCAUUGCUGGGUUAGUGGGGCUCACAGAUAACGGCGAAGGAGUUGAUCUACUCAAGACAAGAUAGACCAACUGUAAUGACAAUACAUUUCUUGCUGAAUCACAUAUUGGUUUGCACACGAGGACGCUCUGUAAUGUUCUCUUAGGUCUGAUGAGUCUGUUCAGGGGCGGUGGGGGCGAUUGAGAAGGGUGAAGUAUAACAUGUCAAACGUUUUGGCGAUAAUGGUUUGUCAAGCAAAGUGGUCGAAACAUGCUACAAUGCCUGUUUACUUUUCACAGUUCUGCGUCUGGGUGUUACUGUAGAAAUGCAUCAUAAAAGGUCCUCCAUUUGUUAGAAAUGGGGAAGAUCAACAUUAUGACUUGAAAAGACACUGAGUCGGUUAAAUAUAGUCAAACUAUUGUAUUAAUAAUGAGACUAUGAAAAUGUUCACAUUGAAUGGAAAGAAGUACACUGGUUAUUUCAACUCUUACCACCGUUUCCUCUCAGUUUUUAGAUAUUAAAGUUUGUUGCCUUACCUAUUCCUUGAAGGGAUGUCAGAGGGAAAUGAUUAAAAGAUCAACUUUUUCUCAUCAAUCAUUA
This is a messenger RNA of Sebastes umbrosus (honeycomb rockfish), 1884 nucleotides long. It is a transcript of the gene dnajc4, whose product is annotated as DnaJ (Hsp40) homolog, subfamily C, member 4. The transcript has 8 exons. The record is from RefSeq and is a predicted model, not a curated record. NCBI's taxonomy places the organism in Eukaryota, Metazoa, Chordata, Actinopteri, Perciformes, Sebastidae. Bases 206 to 922 code for a protein of 238 amino acids.